This is a messenger RNA of Blepharisma stoltei, 3024 nucleotides long. NCBI's taxonomy places the organism in Eukaryota, Ciliophora, Heterotrichea, Heterotrichida, Blepharismidae. The record is from the annotation of a GenBank genome assembly.
AUGGCAGGGAAUAUCGAGCUGUCAGUUAUAAGAACAGAAGGAAUAACUGAAGAAUUAUCUUCAGUUGGGUGUUAUAUUACAGUUGAUGACAGGCUAGUGGAUGUGAUCACUCCUCUUAAUUCUCAUUCAAAAGAAACCUCAAUUUUGCCAAUGAAAGGAGAUUUGCGAUUAAUUAUCAAAGGGAUGGGAAAUAGCGAUGAAGUCGUAGGAAGCGUUUUUUUACCAAUUCAAAUAUUGCCUACAGAAGGGCUACAAUGGCUGCCGCUUAAUUCGAAACUUUCUGAAGAAUCACUUUUGCAAGUCCCAGAUGAAGUUUUGCCACCAAAAAUUUUGUUAUCAAUAAAAUCAUUUGCGGUUUCAAAUGAAGCUAGAGAAGAAAAAUCAUACCAAAAUGUGUUUAUUGAGAAGUUUAGAAGCUUGCAAGGUAAAUUGGUUGACUUAUUCGCCUUAAGACCGAGUUGAACGAUUGGAAAAAUAAUUAUUUUUACUCCCCCCCCCCCCCUCCGUGAGCGAACAAAACCAUUAGAAAAAUCGCCAUUUUUUGACCAAAAACCCACCCUCCGUGAGUGAACAAAAAUUUUUUUAAAUAGAAAAAAUUUUAAUGGAAAAAAAUUUUGAUAUAUAAGUGAUAAUUAGUAUAAUGAAAUCUAGAGCUAAUUCUGUUUAAUUUUAAACAAAUUGCGUUUUAAAACAUAAAUUUUGCAAAUUAAAUUAAUAUUUGCUUCCCAAUUUUUGCAAAUUAGGAUUUUUUUAAAUUUCGAAAAAAAUAUUUUUUAUAAAAUUUAUAUAAAUUUUUUUUAAAAAAAAAAAAUUAACCCCCCUCCGUGAGCGAACAAAAUUUUUUUGUUCGCUCACGGAGGGGGGGGGGGAGUUAGGAAAAAUUAAUAACCCCUUUUGGAUGAAAUAUUUAUAUAUAUCAAUAAUUACUUACUCCCCCCCCCUCCGUGAGUGAACAAAACCAUUAGAAAAAUCGCCAUUUUUUGCCCAAAAACCCCACCCUCCGUGAGUGAACAAAAAUUUUUUAUGGAAAAAAAAUUGAUAUAUAAAUGAUAAUUAUUAUAAUGAAAUCUAGAGCUAAUUCUGUUUAAUUUUAAACAAAUUGCUUUUUAAAACAUAAAUUUUAUAAAUUAAAUUAAUAUUUGCUUUCCGAUUUUUGCGAAUUAGGAUUUUUUAAAUUUCGAAAAAAUAUAUUUUUUAUAAAAAUUUAUAUAGAAAUUUUUUAAAAAAAAAAAAUUAUCCUCCUCCGUGAGUGAACAAAAUUUUUUUGUUCACUCACGGAGGGGGGGGAGUUUUACUGAAAAAAAAUUCUAAAAAUUUCAAACAUAAAUUUUAUAUUUUUCUUUUCAAAAAAUUAAAUUUUAACAUUAGCUCUUCUUAAAAAAAUAGCAUUUUGCUUUAGAAAGAGCAAUAAAAUUGCUAAUGGAGAGCUAGAGAAAAAGCUGGAUGAUGAGAACUGAAACUUUAAUAAAGAAAACGAAAUGUAUGGCUUUGAAGAAAAUAUUGAUUAUGUUGAGACAGAAAGGCAUGUACUCCUGCAUGAUGCAAAUAGUGCCAUCAAAGAAGAUUUGGCUUCACAAAAAGAAAAAAUAAGAGAAAUUAUGGAAAUAGAAAAAAAACAAAGGAUUCAUUUGGAAAAGAGGCUUAGCGUUGAAAAAGAUAAAUGAGACAGCUUUGUAAUAGAAUGUGAGGAAAAGGAAAACCUUUACAUUACAGAAAUUUGUGAUUUGAGGCUAAAAUUAUCUGACUCAGAUACAAUAAUAACGAAACUUAAAAAUGAGCUUUUAAUAAAGGAUAAAGAAAUUUCCAAAAUGAAAAAUCAAAUUUCUCGAUCAAACUUAGAAGAACCAGCUCAGCAAAUCCAGCUAUUAAACGAGAAAUUAAAUCUUGUGACCGAUUUUUUAACUGAGUCAGAGCAAAAGAGAGAUGAAUUGCAAAAAGAGGUUUCUGAAUUGAGCAAACAAUUGGAAACUAUGCUUUCUUCCUCAAAAUUAGAAGACAGCCUAAGCAGUUCCCAAAACAUAAAUUCAAAGCAAGAAUUUUACAGAAGUAAAAGCUAUAGAACCUCACAGCUAUUGCUUGCCUUGAAGCAGGCUUCUUCAUGAUAACUUGGAGUCCUCACGAUUUACCUAAAAUUGACAAGUUAAUUCCAAGUUGCCGUUGAAGAAGCCUUAUUCAAGGCAAGCAAUAGCGGCGAAGGCGCCAUACUGUUCUGAAAAUGAAAAUUUAAAUAUGACUGAUGAUGGCUUCCGAAAUCUUCAGGUGCUUCAAGAGAAGCUUUUGCUUUAUGAAGAAGAAAAUAAAGAGCUUAAAGACAGUAUAAGCCAGCUGAAAUUCGCUCAUUCCAUAGAAGUCAAUGAGCUUCACGAAUCUUUGCAUUUUUUAAAAAAUGAUAAAAAGCACUUAGAUCUCAAUAUAAACGCGAAAUCAAAUACUAAAGAAGAUAUCAUAGAAUAUGAUGAUUUAGACAGAUUAUUAGACAACUACCACAAUUCUCAUGGAAUUGAGAACAAGUUCUUAAAAGUAACCCCAGGACUUUAUUUAUUUGACGGGGAAAAAUUCAACAUCAUGAUAAAAAAUGACUGCAUUAUUUGUAGGGUUGGCGGUGGAUAUAUGAUUUUAGACGAAUUUUUAAAAAAUUACUCAAAAAAUAAUGAUCGAGAGCCUACUUUUAGAAAGCGGCAAGUAAGCAUGGUAAAUACAAAUGAAUCUUCGGUAAGCCCGAUGAGAAAUUAUCAUAAGAGGGUGACAUCAAUUAAUCUCUCUGGAGAGUCAGUCUCAGAAAGACAAACUCCGACUAAAGAACAAGAAAACAAACCGACCCGCGAAACCAAAACCCCUGACCUUCUAAGCACAACUUCCAGCAAAAAAGAAGACAGCAAAAAAGACCUAAAUAAGAAACAGACCCCCCAAAGUCGCCAAGUUGUAAAACCUUCCCGCGUUUAUCCUAUGAAAGAAAAGAACUUCGCUCCUGUCAAGAAAAAGCUCCAAGCUGAUGAGAAAAAGAAAAGCGUUAAAUGUACUUAA